Stylophora pistillata is the source of this 2170-nucleotide messenger RNA. RefSeq lists its product as uncharacterized. The record is from RefSeq and is a predicted model, not a curated record. Gene Ontology annotation, biological process: SCF-dependent proteasomal ubiquitin-dependent protein catabolic process. Gene Ontology annotation, molecular function: protein binding. Gene Ontology annotation, cellular component: SCF ubiquitin ligase complex. Lineage: Eukaryota; Metazoa; Cnidaria; Anthozoa; Scleractinia; Pocilloporidae.
GACUGAGAACUGUUCAGGUAAUUUGGGGAGCUCAAACGCCUAAACUGGCAUGAAUUCUCUUGUACGUUCACAGAAUUUUUGUUUUCCACUGAGCUCUCUGCCAGACGAUGUGGUUUAUUGUCUCGGGCAAUACCUCAGUCCGCGCGAAAUGGAAAUCAUGGCUCAACUGAACCGACAUUUCCGGGAAUUCUUCAACUCUCCUCAUCUUUGGAAAGAUGUCAAAUUAAAGAUACGACUUCGCGGUAAACAGAUUGCCUCCGAUGCUAUAGAGAUCCUUAAAGUAAGAGGUAUUAGAAGCCUGGAAAUCUCUUUUUUAAACGCUCCUUUUUUAAACCCUCCCGAAAUAAUACAGCCAUUUCUAUGUCCUCGUCUUGAGGAACUUAGCUUUCCAUUGACGUCACAGCGUUCCCUCGAAGCUCUUUAUAAAGCUGCUUCCGAGGGAAAACUUAAGCCUAGGAAGCUUGCAUUUGGAAGAGUGGAUGUAUAUGGCAAGUUAAAACCGACCUUUGAGGAAGUGUUCAAAAGCCUGCCCUCAGUUGAAGAAGUGAGCUUUGACAGCGUGGAUUUGAAUGAUAUAACAUGCACAAAUCCACUGGCAUUUGAUGUGCAGAAGGCAUUAUGCAGCAAUGGGAAGUUGACAAGCAUCUCACUUCAAUGUCAAGGUGCAAUAGAGUUGUCUUGGCUCAAAGCACUUAUCAGCAGUAAUCCACACCUGCAGAGGUUGUGUUUGAGGUUUCAAAGGCUUGCAGAUGAAGGAGAAUUACAUAAAGUUAAACAAGGUGCUUUUUCUAGCUUGGAGACGCUUGGAUUACAUGUAGGUGGGGAGUGUUACAGAAAUAAAGGAAUCACAUGUAGAAGAUUACCUGUACCGACACCAGUAACCAACCUCAUUCUUGAUUGGGCAUUUCCAAAUAACAAGGUACCAAACAGAAACCUUACAUGCUUGGAUGUAACAUCUCGACCUAGAAUUCCCAUUAUGUUUACACAGCUUCAUAAAUUCCCUGCUUUGAAGAAGCUGAAUUUGACUGGUGCAGUUAUGCCAGACGAGCACUCUCUACAAGAUUUUCCCAAUUUUCAAUCUUUGGAGUGGUUGGAACUAAACAGCUGCCAAUUAGGAAUCAGAGCUGAGCUACACUUUCUGUCCCAAAAAGUAGGAAGGACUCUCUGCUACUUGGGCCUUGGGAAAAUUCCAUCCAUUACCAAUAAUGACUUGCGAGACCUGGCUGUGAUGUUUCCUGUUCUUAGAACCCUUGAUCUGACAGAAUGUUCAAAAAUCACAGAUGCAUUACUUGUGGAAUGGUACAUUAAGCAAAAAAGAAGUGAAUGGCCAAAGUUGAGAAAACUCAUUUUGAAAGGAUGUGAAGAAAUCACUGUGGAUGUUGUAAACUCAGUGCGGUUGAAAACAAGAAAUCAACUUUUGGUCGACUUGUAAAUUAUCUUGCUCUAUAUAAAGAGAGUUUGCAAUUGUGGAAUGUUAUCUUGACCUCUACACCCAAACAGCCGUAUUUCUUUUGUCAAUACUGUUCUCCAUACAUUUCAUGUGGAACUGACUUGGAAAAUUUUUUUAAAAAUCAAUAGCUUCUUGAGUUGGCAGCCAUUUCCUCCUGUAGUGGCUUACACAAGUGAAGCAAAAUUUCAAUGACAACCAUGAGUUUUGUAAAUGAAGACACUAUGAAGCAAGGAUAUAAGCCUUGAAUCAUUUUAUUUAAUGUAGCCAAGGUAUCCAAGUACUUAUCGUAAUAUAACAGUCCAGCUUGUAAGAAUUUAGCCAAAACAAACUUCAAGAUAAGGUGGGGAAAAGACGCGUUUGCAAUAAACAUGUCUUAUCGUUAGCCCACAGCAAGACAACUAACUACGAUGUGGUUCUGGGUGGAACUUAAAGAUCCUGUCCCUAAUGGACUAACAGUAGCGUCAUUAUUGUGGUUUAACACGUUUACACGAAACAAGCUUAUAGUGAAUCAGUAUUCGGUGGCAAAGGCAUGGCAGCCGUUACACCUCUAUUCUCAGGACUUUAAUGUUUGGUUCAGGGAUGAUGCUGUCAAGAAUAAUUAGAAGCUAGCCACUCUUGGGGUUUAGCCUGAAUUUUAACACUUCCACUCCCAUGAGUGACCAAAACAGAACUUCUCCUUACAAUACAGGGCUCGACACUAACGGUACCCACUAGCCACAG